AUGGGGCGUGGAAGAAUAACUAUGGAACUCAUUCAAAAUGAGAAAGCUAGAAAGACAACAUUUCAAAAGAGGAAAAAUGGAUUAAUGAAAAAAGUGAAUGAAUUCUCCAUUCUUUGUGAUGUUGAUGUAUGUGUCAUUCUCUAUGCUCCAAACUUUGAAGGUCAAGGAUAUCUUGAACCUGAAACAUGGCCUAAAGAUCCGAAAGAGGUUCAGAGAAUUCUUAAAAAAUACUAUAACACAACGAAUGAUAGACGUCCUAAAAUUUAUGAUGUUCAUGAAUAUUACAAAGAGAGAGUGAAAAAAGUUGAAUUCGAGAUUUCCAAAGUGCGGAAAGAUAGGUUAAAGAUCAAAUAUCCAACUUGGGAUGAGUCUUUCAAUUCUAUUGGAGCCGAAAAUUUGAGGAUGUUUGCUAGCACAUUGGAUGCUAAGCUUGAUGUUUGUAAUCAAAGGAUGAAUAUGUUAAAAGGAGAUUUUAAGGAGAAAGCAAUAGCUCAAGAAUCACAUAAUGUUGAUCAACUUAUGAAUUCUUCUUACAUUGCUUCAAAUCCAAGUAACUACUAUAAUCUCAUCCAAAACAUGUCUCAACCACAAAUUUAUCCGACUUUGACCAAUAUUAGUGAUAAAAACCUAAACUCCUUAGGUUUUUGGUUUCAACCCGGACAAAGCUCGCAACCUUCUUCUAUGAUUACCAACACACAAGGUAACUCGUAUCAGGUCGAGGAGGGUCGAUACGUGCAACCUCAUCCAUAUAAGCAAAUUGAUGCUAAUUGGGGCAAUCAAGGCAAUGUUAAUGUUACUUAUGAUCCAAGCAUCACGAUGAAGAAUGAUGAAGUUGAAAAUAAUGAAAACAUGUUACCAUACUAUUACAAUGGAAAUGCAAUGCAAUCAUAUCCUAUUGCCAUGCAUAAUCUUCCUUAUCAGAAUCAUCCAAACCUACCUCAUGGAUAUCAUCAACUUAAUGGAUUCUAUGAUAUGGAUUUUCUUCAAGGUCAUCAUAUGAUCAACUAUAUGGAUGGAAGGAAGUAG
Molecule: messenger RNA, 1026 nt
Organism: Lathyrus oleraceus (garden pea)
Lineage: Eukaryota; Viridiplantae; Streptophyta; Magnoliopsida; Fabales; Fabaceae
Product: agamous-like MADS-box protein AGL82
Exons: 1
Coding region: 1-1026 (341 amino acids)
Biological process (GO): positive regulation of transcription by RNA polymerase II
Molecular function (GO): protein dimerization activity; DNA-binding transcription factor activity, RNA polymerase II-specific; cis-regulatory region sequence-specific DNA binding
Source: RefSeq, a predicted model, not a curated record